AUGUGGCCAUCAACUAUAAAUAUUGAAUCAAUCCCAAUAUCAACAUCAUCAACAACAUCAAAUCUAAAAUCAAAUAUUUAUAUAUAUUUAAAUCUCCAAACUAAACUAAAAAUGUCAAUCUUUAAAACCUUGCAAUCAAUUGGAAACAAUAAAUUCUCAUCUGGCUCCAACUCCUUUUCAAAUGACCAUUAUUCCAACAACUAUACUUUGAAUUAUCAACCAGCACAAUCCCAAAUGCAAGUUGCUAUUGUACUUGGACCAGGUGCCCUUAAAAGAUUUGCCAGAAGACAUUAA
This is a messenger RNA of Cavenderia fasciculata, 294 nucleotides long. RefSeq lists its product as uncharacterized. Bases 1 to 294 code for a protein of 97 amino acids. The transcript has 2 exons. The record is from RefSeq and is a predicted model, not a curated record. NCBI's taxonomy places the organism in Eukaryota, Evosea, Eumycetozoa, Acytosteliales, Cavenderiaceae.